GGCUGUUGGCACCACAGCUGCCAGCGGUGCCAUAGCGAGGCGCUCCGCCGCCCUUCUGCGCGCAGAGAGCCGCGAAACCGGGCUCAGCUUCCAGCCGGGCAGCCUGCCAGCCAGUCAGCACCAAGAUGGCUGUUCUCUCCAAAGAGUAUGGCUACGUAAUCCUGACAGGGGCUGCCAGCUUCGUCUUGGUGACACAUCUUGCUGUGAACGUGGGAAAGGCCCGCAAGAAGUACAAUGUGGAGUAUCCAACCAUGUACAGCACGGAUGCUGAGAAUGGGAAAAUAUUCAACUGCAUCCAGCGUGCACACCAGAACACACUGGAAGUUUACCCUUCCUUCCUGUUCUUCUUAGCCACUGGUGGAAUCUACCACCCGCGGAUUUCCACAGGGCUUGGCAUUGCCUGGAUCCUUGGGAGACUCCUGUAUGCCCACGGAUACUACACAGGAGAGCCAAAAAAUCGAAGGAGAGGGGCCCUUGGUUCAGCGGCACUCAUUGGGUUGGUGGGCACAGGUGUGUAUUCAGCUUUCCAGCACCUUGGUUGGAUCUGCCCAGACUAACUGACCAUCGUCAUGGAUGCCUGGGGAACCAGAGGGAUUUCUUGUUGUAGAACAUUUCAUUGCCUGCUUUUUUUUCCUCCUCAUUCAAUAAAAUGAAGUUGUCAGUUCUGCA
Gallus gallus (chicken) is the source of this 669-nucleotide messenger RNA. RefSeq names its product microsomal glutathione S-transferase 3 (gene MGST3). Gene Ontology annotation, cellular component: endoplasmic reticulum; nuclear envelope; membrane. Gene Ontology annotation, molecular function: glutathione transferase activity; glutathione peroxidase activity. NCBI's taxonomy places the organism in Eukaryota, Metazoa, Chordata, Aves, Galliformes, Phasianidae. The record is from RefSeq and is marked validated. The coding region runs from base 126 to 557 and encodes 143 amino acids. The transcript is spliced from 6 exons.